GACUCGGGCUCUGCGAGUUCGCAAUUCGUUGACACUACAGAAAGGAAGCCAUUACACUCAUCGCACAUUCUCCGAUUCACGGACCCUCUGGAAAGUUCCAAACCAUAAUGGUAAAAAUCGGAAUCAUCGGGGGAACUGGUCUCGAGAAGCCGGACCUUCUCAAGAACAGACAGGAAAAAUAUGUGGACACACCCUUCGGAAAGCCCUCCGAUGCUCUGAUAAUCGGGACAAUCGAAGGUGUCGAGGUGGUCAUACUGUCGAGGCACGGACGGAGACACGACAUCAAUCCUACGAAUGUCAACUUCAGAGCGAAUCUUUUCGCUCUGAAAGAAGAAGGCUGCACCCUCAUCGUUGUCACGACGGCGUGCGGCAGUCUGCAAGAGCAAAUCAAGCCCGGUGACUUUGUAGUUCCGGAUCAGUUCAUAGAUCGAACAACGAAACGCAUUCAAACUUUCUACGAUGGAGAGCCGGACCACCUGAAGGGGGUUUGUCACGUACCGAUGGCGGAGCCCUUUUGCAAAGAACUACGCGAAAUCAUCGCCGAAACCUGCUGUGAACUGAGCCUGGUCUGUCACCGCGAGGGAACCGUCAUUUGCAUCGAAGGUCCCCGAUAUUCUUCGAAAGCUGAGAGCAAACUAUUUCGCUCCUGGGGAGCCGAUCUGAUCAACAUGACCAUCGUUCCCGAAGUGGUCUUAGCUGCAGAAUUAGCUCUGCCGUACGCGUCGCUGGCCAUCGCCACCGACUACGAUUGCUGGCGAGAACACGAUGGACAUGUUGACGUAACAUUGGUGAUGGAGAACCUGAGGAGCUCGUCUCAACAUGCUUGCCGAGUUCUGAAAGCGGCCAUCUCCAAAAUCGCCAGCUUUGACUGGACGAAGGUCCAGCAGGAGCUCAGGAAGCAGAUCGAAGUCGCCGUGUCACACCCUGAGUGAGUAAAACCCCUGACGAGGGCU
Molecule: messenger RNA, 953 nt
Organism: Galendromus occidentalis (western predatory mite)
Lineage: Eukaryota; Metazoa; Arthropoda; Arachnida; Mesostigmata; Phytoseiidae
Product: S-methyl-5'-thioadenosine phosphorylase
Exons: 6
Coding region: 108-932 (274 amino acids)
Biological process (GO): nucleoside metabolic process
Cellular component (GO): cytosol
Molecular function (GO): S-methyl-5-thioadenosine phosphorylase activity
Source: RefSeq, a predicted model, not a curated record